Molecule: messenger RNA, 1838 nt
Organism: Pogoniulus pusillus (Red-fronted tinkerbird)
Lineage: Eukaryota; Metazoa; Chordata; Aves; Piciformes; Lybiidae
Gene: SHMT2
Product: serine hydroxymethyltransferase 2
Exons: 12
Coding region: 72-1580 (502 amino acids)
Biological process (GO): tetrahydrofolate interconversion; L-serine catabolic process; regulation of oxidative phosphorylation
Cellular component (GO): mitochondrial inner membrane; mitochondrial matrix; cytoplasm
Molecular function (GO): glycine hydroxymethyltransferase activity; serine binding; pyridoxal phosphate binding
Source: RefSeq, a predicted model, not a curated record
GGGCGGGGCCGGGGCGGGGAGCGGGAGCGGCACCGGGAGCCGGCCGGGAGCCGCCGGCAGCGCCAACCGCGAUGUGGCCGCUCCGCCUGGGCAGGGCUCUGCAGCGAUGUGGUGGUCGGGUGACCGCUGGCAGCAGCCGGAGGGCACAGCAUGGCACCGCCGCGGCAGCUGCCCCCGGGCAUGUGCCAGGCUGGACGGGGCAGGAGAGCCUGGCCGAGAGCGAUCCCGAGGUCUGGAGCCUGGUCCAGAAGGAGAAGGAUCGGCAGUGCCGGGGGCUGGAGCUCAUCGCCUCUGAGAACUUCUGCAGCAGGGCAGCGCUGGAGGCGUUGGGAUCCUGCCUCAACAACAAGUACUCAGAGGGGUACCCUGGCAAGAGGUACUACGGCGGAGCGGAGGUGGUGGAUCAGAUCGAGCUGCUCUGCGAGCAGAGGGCUCUGGAGGCCUUCGACCUGGACCCUGCCCGCUGGGGGGUCAACGUCCAGCCCUACUCGGGGUCCCCUGCCAACUUCGCAGCCUACACAGCCCUGCUGCAGCCCCACGACCGCCUGAUGGGGCUGGACCUGCCCGACGGGGGCCACCUCACCCACGGCUACAUGUCGGACGUCAAGAGGAUCUCUGCCACCUCCAUCUUCUUCGAGUCCAUGCCCUACAAACUUGAUCCAGCCACGGGGCUGAUCAACUAUGAGCAGCUGGAGGUCACAGCCAGGCUCUUCCGUCCCCGCCUGGUCAUCGCUGGCACCAGCGCCUACGCCCGGCUCAUCGACUACGCUCGCAUGAGGAAGGUGUGUGACGAGGUGAAGGCCUACCUGCUGGCAGACAUGGCACACAUCAGCGGGCUGGUGGCAGCCAAGGUCAUCCCCUCGCCCUUCGAGCACGCCGAUGUGGUCACCAGCACCACGCACAAGACCCUGCGCGGUGCCAGGUCAGGGCUGAUCUUCUACCGCAAGGGCGUGCGCUGGGUGGACAAGAAGACAGGCAAGGAGACCCUCUACGACCUGGAGGACAGGAUCAACUUUGCUGUCUUCCCCUCGCUGCAGGGGGGGCCACACAACCAUGCCAUCGCCGCCGUGGCUGUGGCACUCAAGCAGGCCAGCUCGCCAGCGUUCCAGCAGUACUGCCAGCAGGUCCUGAAGAACGCCAAAGCCAUGGCACAGGCCCUGCUCCAGCGUGGCUACACCCUGGUGUCAGGUGGCACAGACAACCACCUGGUGCUGGUGGACCUGCGGCCCAAGGGCAUCGAUGGGGCACGGGCAGAGCGGGUGCUGGAGCUCGUCUCCAUCACUGCCAACAAGAACACCUGCCCCGGGGACCGGAGCGCGCUCACGCCGGGGGGGCUGCGCCUGGGUGCCCCUGCCCUGACCUCCCGCCACUUCCGUGAGGAGGACUUCCAGAAGGUCGUAGCCUUCAUCGAUGAGGGCAUCAACCUGGCCCUGGAUGUCAAGAGCAAAACCAGCAAGCUGCAGGACUUCAAGAGCUUCCUGCUGCAGGACCCUGGGACGCAGCAGCGCCUGGCACAGCUGCGCCAGCGUGUGGAGAGCUUCGCCCGUGCCUUCCCCAUGCCAGGCUUCAGCGACCACUGAGCACGGGGCUGGGGCACCUGGGGGGCUGUGGGGGAGCCUUGACCUUCCCCUCUGCCUUCCCCACCAGCACCUUUGGCGUCCUGGGGUGGGGACAGCCCCUACAUCCUGCUGUCAGUGUUAGGGGACAGAGGGUCCCCCCCCCUAACCCAAGGAGAUGCUGAUGGGGGAGGGACCAGACCUGGCUCCAGCCUUGUGCCCUCUGUCCAACUCUUGCACUUUUCUACCUGGGGGGUGAGGCUAAUAAAAGUGGGGGCAGAA